AUGAGAGGGCUGCUAUUGGGAUGCAAGUUGCCAGAGAUUGCUAGUGGGAUAAUCGCAUUAGGGUCGACCAUUAUGGAGAUGAUCGACGUGGAAUCUCAAGGGGUUUCGAGCCUGUUAGUGAAAGAAGAGAUACCGGACGGAUUCGUUACGAAGCAAGUCCAGGGAGCGAAGUUUCUGGACCGGAGAGGACCAUUCAAAGUGAGACAUCUUCGUCGUCCGGUCACACAUCUCAAUGUCGGAGAGCGAAAGAGAAAAGUUCACAUUGGCAUGGCAGAUGCUCCCGCGGGGCCUCAGCGGGCAACGAAAUCAGUGCAGCGGCGAACUUUCUGGACCAAUGAGACACUCGAAUGUCUCAAAAGGCUGCACUUUCGCGUCGAGGCGACCAUGGCGACGAGGACCGGCGAUGGGUCGAUGGGUCGAUGGCGUUCGCGUCCCGGCCGAAAGAACGGGAGAUGGGCAAUUGACGUUGUCGCGGUUGGGCGGCUCUACGAAGUCAGACGGCUCCGACGAUGUAUAGGGCGAGGCGCUCCUCCGCGAGCCGAUGAAGAGCUCGCGAGGGGGAGCGGUGCCAGUGCAGAAGCACCAACGUCGUCGGUCUUCCCUCUCUCGCCAGCUCCGCGGAGGAAUGGUUCGGGGGUUGAAGAAUUCAAAGGGGAGGCGCCGAGGUCGCGGGAGGGGAGGGGAGCGGACCGAGAAUGA
This is a messenger RNA of Marchantia polymorpha subsp. ruderalis, 699 nucleotides long. Lineage: Eukaryota; Viridiplantae; Streptophyta; Marchantiopsida; Marchantiales; Marchantiaceae. The record is from the annotation of a GenBank genome assembly.